This is a messenger RNA of Styela clava, 2375 nucleotides long. RefSeq lists its product as uncharacterized. NCBI's taxonomy places the organism in Eukaryota, Metazoa, Chordata, Ascidiacea, Stolidobranchia, Styelidae. The record is from RefSeq and is a predicted model, not a curated record. Gene Ontology annotation, molecular function: protein dimerization activity.
UCGAGUGCUCCGCAGUAGAUUUGUGUCUUACGACAAUUAAACAAUAAAUACUAUUGGAUAUUUACAUAUAUCAUUGAUUUUUCUAUGAAACUGUGAUAAAGAAUCGACCAGUUUUAACCACUAAAUACUACAGUAAAUUAUCAAAUAUUUUGCCUAUUCAGUAGUCUACUCUGUUCGAAAUGGGCAAACCAGGAAUGAACUUGAAUUUAGGAGCUUCUAGGAAAACUAAACCGACUGAAUAUACUUCUUCCAUGAAGAAAAGGAGAAGAGCAUCGCAGGCGAAACACAGAUUGAAUGUUGCAACAUGCUAUCAAAAAUUAAGAAUGUCGAUACCAGGUGUAAAUAAUGAUCAUUGCAACAAAAGUAGAAGCAACCGUUGUUUGAAUAAAGCUGAUUUAUUAUAUCGAGCAAAGGAAUACAUAGUUCAUCUUGAGAAGUCUAUGGAGAAAUUGUUGAAUCUGAAAGGACAAAUGACGCCAUCACUCGACCAUGGAAGUGAGCGCGAUGACGAAAUUUUAACAAAUGAAAUUUCUAACUUCAAAAGAAUGGAUCAAUUCAAGGAUCAUUUCGCGUCAACCUUCCAAGUUGAUCGGAAUGCAGCGUCAUACUUGUACCAUUCAGCAGAAACGAGAAGUACUUUAAAGCAUCAGAUUUUGAGUCAUCGCACUAAGACUUCUAUGGUUACUGUUGGAGAGAAAGAUAGAAAUUUGAAUCAUUGUCACGUACAAAAGGAAACUUUGCUAACAGAAAGUCAGUCACCAACAGCAAAAUCAAAGGGGUCAUCCCAACAAAGUGAUGAUUUAGGUUUUGUGUCAGCGGAGGGCGGAAGUCAAGAUCAACAUCAUAGUAAUAAUAAUAAUAAAAAGAUAUCACAAUCAUUAACUCAACAGCAGUGGAAUGGGUGUUGUAUGCCUCAGUGUAACGUACAGGGUGCUCCUGGUUCGAUUCACACAUUCGGGAGUCCGUUUGUUCAUUAUCCAGCGACAGUUUUUAACACGUUUCCCGAUUGUGGUUUUAUGGAUCCGUCUAAUUUUUAUUUUUACGUUCCAACUGCCGGAUAUCCGAGACAAUUUUAUACAUCUCUUGAUGAUCACCACUCUUAUUUGGCUAAUGGAAUACCGCCCAUGCAUGCGACUUAUAAUAUGCCAGGACAGUUUCUCAACACCAGUUCUCUUGUUGGACAAACUGGUAGCUUCGUGGCCGGCGCUGAACAAGCAACAACAUCAUAUCAAAAUAUUAUAUUUGAUGAUAUGAAGAAAAAUCAAGAUUCACAAAUGAGUAUUGAAAGUGUUGUCAAAAAUCCAUCGGCGUUUAUUGAAGAAUUGAAUACAUCGAAACAGGAGAAUAUGAUUGAGCACAAAGACGAUAUUGCCAAAGAAAAAGAACUGACAGUCGAAUAUGAAUAUAGUGAAGCCGAUGGAACGUUGGUCCCACCAAGAAUAUGUUUAAAGAGUAAAGAAUCAUGUGAUAAAGAAGAAACACGAUCUUCUCCUCGUACAAUUAUUGUCGUCGAAAAAACAGUAACAAGAACAAAUGAAGACGAGGGAAUUUCCGUGUUAUCAGACAGCUAGUUCUUUUUCUUGCUGAUUCUGGAUAGAAACUUCAGUUUGCUGUGUAGUUUCAGGAGUUUAGGAUAUAUCCAAGUAGUACGGAAAUACGAAAAAAAUAUUUAAUGAAUGUUUUAGACUUUUCCUCUUAACAAGGUACCAUUGGAACGUUAGCAGUCAGUUUGUUUUAAAAGAGAUGUGUUUUUUUGUUUGUUUGGUAUUUACAUUCUGGGUGAAGUAAUGGACAUGGGUUUUUACGUUUAUAUUUCAGAUUAUCGACACUACACGUUUAGAUUCAACUUGCUAUAAAGCUUUGAAUAAAAUUAUUCCAAAGCAUGAUUUAUUUGUACCAAGCUAUAAAGUGUGCUUCGACAAAGUUACACUGAGAUGCUGGUAAAUUUACCGCAUUUUUGUGCUACCCCAUCGCACUUUACGUUCUGGCUAUAAAGAACAGAGUUGCAAUUGUGCUCGCUUUUUUCUACAAGAACCAUUUUCUAUUUUGGACCUAAAAAAGGAAAUAAACUAACGCAUAACGUAGAUCAUGUUUACUAAUUUAAAAAUCAAUACAAAAAAUCCCAGACGACAUAGGAAUCCGUAAUGGAUUUGAACACGCUUGAAAGAGCGUUUGGGAGAGUAAAUUAUGUUUAAUGUAACGUGCAAAAGUUUGUUUAAAUUUUUUUCUUUCUCUUAGGUUUUUUUUAUUAUAUUUUUGAAUUGGCGUGAUGGAUCAAUUUAAUUAAUUUGACUCGAGAGACAGUGCGUCAGUUGUUUUUAUAUAAUUUCAUUUUUGUCAAUUUUAUUAGGUCUUUUCGUUAAAUAAUAAAGGUA